This is a messenger RNA of Phytophthora nicotianae INRA-310, 543 nucleotides long. RefSeq names its product YbeY/UPF0054 family metalloprotein. The record is from RefSeq and is a predicted model, not a curated record. Lineage: Eukaryota; Oomycota; Peronosporomycetes; Peronosporales; Peronosporaceae. Gene Ontology annotation, biological process: rRNA processing. Bases 1 to 543 code for a protein of 180 amino acids. Gene Ontology annotation, molecular function: metalloendopeptidase activity. The transcript is spliced from 4 exons.
AUGGUGCAGGUGGCGAAAGCGCUAGUCGGUACUGGCGCAGCGCUAUCGCCGCGUGCGUUGGCCAAGCUGCAGGCGCAAGUGCAGGCCAUGGUGCGCUGUAUCAACUGCCCCGGAGGACCUUGGGACGUGGGCGUGAUGCUUACGACGGACAAACACGUGCAAAAGCUUAACCGCAAAUUCCGCAAGAAGGACAAGCCAACCGAUAUUCUUUCGUUCCCUUUCCACAAAGUGCGCGCGCCCGGGCGAUUCCCACGCGUCAAGUUGAGGGAGGAGCGAUAUCUAGGGGACAUUUACAUUAGCCCGGCAUACGUGCAACGUCAGUGCGAAGACCCGCAGCUCGAAGAGAUCACAACACUGGAAGAGCGACUACCGGUGCUGAUGGCACACGGACUUUGCCACUUGAUGGGAUACGACCACGAGUUGGACGACGACUACGAACGCAUGCAAAAGGCCGAGAACUAUAUCCUCAACCGAUACCCGCAGUUCAUGCCGCCUGCGUUUGCCCCUACAACGUCAACAGAACCGACCGACAAUGAUUCGUAG